AUGGCCGAUAACGAUGGUGAUGAUUUGCUGUGCCAUUCCUUCUGCACCACCAAGCCAAUCGAGCAAGAGUCUUUUACGGAGCAAGAUUUGAGAACACAUCUGGCAUCACUCAAUAGCACCAACUGGGCUGUGGAAGAAAUCCUACAGGUUCGGCGUGGGGAUGAGUAUAUUAAUGCCCCACAACAAGCGUUGGAACCAUGGGAAGAAAGAGGUGACGACACAUACAAGAAUGCCACAUACGAGGUAUACGAGGUACCCGGGAGUGGUGAUCAGAAGUGCAUGCCCGAGCCCAAACACAAAGAGAACGGAGACGACCCUCAACAAGUCCUCAGCAUCAAUAGCGUCUGGGAUACUCUCAAAGAGGUGAACAUAAAUGGGAAGGCGGUCGGAAGAAUAACUAUUCUUCAAGAGGUCCCCCCUCUCGUACUCGGAGCAGCCCAUAUGACCAUGCGGAAACACUUCGAUAUGGACGAGCUAUUCCAACAUCUCAUUUCCAGUGAAGGAAAUAACGGGAAGACCAAAGCUUAUAUGGAUCGAACUACCGAAUCCAAUCCUCUAAGGCACAGGACAUUCUUCUUCGUCUUCAAGUACUAUACUGUUGUCAAUGAGAACAAGUGCACCCCUGCACCGUGGCAACGUUAUGAUAGACGUCCAGCUGACCGCAAAUGGCCCGACCAUGUCGACAUCGCAGAGUGCAGCUCAAUCUUGGCAUUAUCACUGGGCGGUGAUCCAAUCAAAAAGUACCGGGCACGGGUGAAGAAAAGAGAUAUCAAGGACCAUGUUAUUUUUGACACUUCGGCACCAUGGCAACUUCUCAGUAUCCAGUGCUUCCCAGAUGACGAGCACACGAUGAGGAGCGAGGGGUCAAGACGGCCGUUAUGCAAUGGCCCAGUUGCAUUUCUGGAUAGCUUGGCUCUUGAGUACCAUGAUGCCGUUACAAGAUACAGCCAGAUCAACGACGAGGUGACAAAGCUCAUCACACCGCCGAGCCAAUUCAUGUUCAACUCUGAGCUUCGGGACGGCCUCCUGUUUGAAGACGAAAACUUUUCGUAUUCUCGUCGUUACUUUUGGGCGUACAAUACUCUCGGUGUGAUCAAUGUAGGGAUCGACUCGAUGGUGUUAGCCUACAAAGAGACGUUUACGCAAGAGUUCUGGGCAGGGAAACAUGAGAAGCUUUGGGCGCACCCAUACCCAGACACGAGUGAUGGUCAAGAUUAUGCUAAAUGCAUGGGAGUUUUCAGACAGGAGUUGGAUAGGGAGGUGAAAAACCUGGAGAUGGUGCGGAAGAGAAACGAAAAAACACGAGACGAGAUUUCGUCGCUGAGGGAGCAGCUCUUUAGCGGGAGCAGCGUCAAGGAGUCCAGAAGGGCCAUUGAGCAGGGAGACAACAUCAAGAUCCUUACCGUGGUAUCGAUGCUCUUUCUGCCUUUAACUUUUGUUACUGUGAGUCAGCUUCCACUUUUCGUAUUCUUCUGA
This is a messenger RNA of Neurospora hispaniola, 1476 nucleotides long. RefSeq lists its product as uncharacterized. Gene Ontology annotation, cellular component: membrane. Lineage: Eukaryota; Fungi; Ascomycota; Sordariomycetes; Sordariales; Sordariaceae. The transcript has 4 exons. The record is from RefSeq and is a predicted model, not a curated record. The coding region runs from base 1 to 1476 and encodes 491 amino acids. Gene Ontology annotation, biological process: transmembrane transport; metal ion transport. Gene Ontology annotation, molecular function: metal ion transmembrane transporter activity.